Messenger RNA from Hippopotamus amphibius kiboko, 674 nucleotides. It is a transcript of the gene GRIFIN, whose product is annotated as galectin-related inter-fiber protein. Gene Ontology annotation, molecular function: carbohydrate binding. NCBI's taxonomy places the organism in Eukaryota, Metazoa, Chordata, Mammalia, Artiodactyla, Hippopotamidae. The record is from RefSeq and is a predicted model, not a curated record. Bases 94 to 528 code for a protein of 144 amino acids. The transcript is spliced from 5 exons.
UCAUCGGCCACCCCGGGGUGGGGCUCCCCCGCCCCCGCCCAGCCCGGCCGCCUAUAACCCCAGGCCCCGCUGCUCCCAGCAGGAGCUGGAGAGAUGGCACUGCAGUUUGAAGCCUUCUAUGCAGGGGGCCUGGCCCCAGGCUGGAACCUGCUGGUCCAGGGACACGCUGCCUCUGGAGAGGACAAGUUUGAGAUCAACUUCCUGUCUGAGACGGGGGACAUCGUCUUCCACAUCAAGCCCCGGUUCUCCGGUGCCACCGUCGUGGCCAACGCCUUCCAGGGCGGCCGCUGGGGCCUGGAGGAGGUGUCCAGCGUCUUCCCGCUGGUGCUCGGGGAGCCCUUUGAGAUGGAGGUCAGCUCGGAUGCGGAGCACUUCCACGUCCACGCCCAGGAGCACAAGGUGCUGCAGUUCGCCCACCGCCACCGGCCGCUAGCUGCCAUCACCCGGGUGCAGGUGCUGAGCGACCACCGCCUGGCCCAGGUGGAGCUGGCCAGGAGAGGCCUGAGCUGGGGGGAUGUGGGCUACUGAGCUGUGUCUGAAGUCCCAGGAUCAAGUCUUGGCCAUUGGCCAUCCCAGGUCCAGUGACGCCCACCCCGGGGAAGCUGGGCGGAGGGCUCUGUGGUUCUGGGCCCCCCAUUCCAGCUCUACCUUCAAUAAAGUUUAAGCAGGCUGCA